AUGUCAAAUCCUAAAUAAGUCAUAACAAUAAAAAGAGGAAGUACUCCUUCUUCAAAUUAGAAACCUAGUCCAUAAAUAAAUAUGUCCAGAAAGAUAGUGGACGCAAACCCUUCAUCCCAAAUUAAAAAAAUCACAACAAACACGAGGACAAAUACAAUUGAUGAAUAAUUUAAAUAAAUUGCUAAACAAGGUAAUCCUCAUACUGAGAAACCUUUUAUUUAACAGGUUCCUACAUCAAACGGAGCAAUUUUUGAGAAUUAAAUAAACAAAAUGCCAAUUAUGAACUAAAUAAACACUCAACAUACAUAGAAUUCUCCUUUAUUUUUAACUAAGUAACAAUCGAACUCAGCCAAUUACUAACCUUUUGGAGUUUCUGAAUAUGAUAAAAUGAUGGGUAAUUAUGGAUUUCCUUAAGCUCAGUAUACCAAAAAGUAGGAAUUAAGAAAAGAAGACAUUGUUAGCACAGAUGUGUAUAAAGAACUAUUAUCGAAAUAUGAAUCUAUUGCUGAUAAAUAUUAAGAACUGAAAAAUACAUAUCAAGAAUUAUAGGAGUCUCAUAGCGAAUAAAUAAAAAAGCUCAGAUUAGAUAAUCACAAAUUUCUCUAAGAAAAUAUUCUACUCAAGAGGAAAAAUUAAGAGCUUGUCAAGCAAAACAAAUAGUUGAAAGAAUAAAUUGUUGUUGCCUAAAAUGAGGAGAGAAAAGAUAACCAUGAAUAACUAUUAGAAAUGAUGUAUGCUAUCAGAUUACAUCAGCAAGAAGAAUAAAUGCUUUAAAUGGCUAUUCAGUAAUCUGCUGAGGAAUUUUAAAAUGAUCCUAAUUUUGUUAACGUAGACAAUAUGACAUACGAAGAAAUGUUAGAACUUGAAGAAAAGAAUGGGAAAGUUUCAAGAGGAUUACCUCAAGAGAUUAUUUAAUAAAUUCCAUCUGUUAACUUCAACUCAAGGCUUAAAAUUAUUUCAGAAAAAUGUACAAUAUGCAUUAGUGAAUUCGAAUAUGGAGAAAAGUUGAAAUAAUUACCAUGCAAGCAUAUUUACCAUCCUGAAUGUGUGGACAACUGGUUAAAAUAAGAAAAAAAGUGUCCAGUAUGCAAGGGAGAAAUAAACUAUAACUGA
Messenger RNA from Tetrahymena thermophila SB210, 1113 nucleotides. Its product is annotated as zinc finger, C3HC4 type (RING finger) protein. Gene Ontology annotation, molecular function: ubiquitin-protein transferase activity. Lineage: Eukaryota; Ciliophora; Oligohymenophorea; Hymenostomatida; Tetrahymenidae. The transcript has 6 exons. The record is from RefSeq and is a predicted model, not a curated record. Gene Ontology annotation, biological process: negative regulation of organ growth; protein ubiquitination.